This is a messenger RNA of Cottoperca gobio, 1691 nucleotides long. It is a transcript of the gene ing2, whose product is annotated as inhibitor of growth family, member 2. Gene Ontology annotation, cellular component: nucleus. Gene Ontology annotation, biological process: positive regulation of DNA-templated transcription. The record is from RefSeq and is a predicted model, not a curated record. Bases 153 to 998 code for a protein of 281 amino acids. NCBI's taxonomy places the organism in Eukaryota, Metazoa, Chordata, Actinopteri, Perciformes, Bovichtidae. The transcript is spliced from 2 exons.
CAUGCGCAGUGGCUUGAGUUUUGUUUGAAGUGAACUGCUGCCUGGGACUGGACUGCCCUACAAGCUGCAAAGUCGCCAAGCAUUUGAUUUUAACAGUAUCUUUUUCACAUUUCCUCCAUAUUCUUUUAUUGCCUCUAUGCAUCGUCGAGACGAUGCUAGGCCAUCACUAUCCAAAUGCCGACAAGUCGCAACAACUGGUCAACUAUGUGGAGGAUUAUCUGGAAUGUGUGGAGUCCCUGCCUUUGGACAUACAAAGAAAUGUUUCUUUGCUUCGAGAAAUUGAUGCAAAGUAUCAAGAGGUGCUGAAUGAGGUGGAUGAAGUGUUUGAGAAGUACAAAGGCGAGCAGGAUGCAGCUCAGAGGAAACGCCUGCAGAUCCAGCUGCAGAGAGCGCUCAUCACCAGCCAGGAGCUGGGCGAUGAGAAGAUCCACGUAGUGACCCAGAUGACGGAGCUGGUUGAGAACCGCUCCCGCCAGAUGGACUCCCACUCCCUUUGCCUCCAGGAGCCCAGCGAGACCGAGCGGCUCACUACCGAGCGGCGCACCAGCGUCCAAGACUCCCCGGCCCCUGAACGCACCUCAGCUCGCCGCCCACGACGCCAGCGCAACAGUGAGAGCCGUGACUCCAGCCACCCGUCCGCCAAUGGCUCGCUGGUGGACGACCCAGUGGAGGAGCAGUCCAUUCCUCCGCCCCGAGAGAAGAAGUCCAAGUCUGCGAAGAAGAAAAAGCGCAAGUCCAAACAGGAACGAGACGCUUCACCAGUCGACUUCGCCAUCGACCCCAACGAGCCCACCUACUGCCUCUGCGAGCAGGUGUCAUACGGGGAGAUGAUCGGCUGUGACAAUGACCAGUGCCCGAUCGAGUGGUUCCACUUCUCCUGUGUGGGGCUGACCUACAAGCCCAAGGGAAAGUGGUACUGCCCCAAAUGCAGAGGGGACAACGAAAAGACCAUGGACAAAAGCCUAGACAAAAACAGAAAAGACCGUAGGUCCAGGUAGUGACCCGCCUUCAGUCGCCCCUCAUUCAUCUGGAAGAUGUCUUCAGCCUGAGGGUUAAGACUAUCAACCGUAGUUGAUAACCGUACUCGUGAUGUUGUAAGAGCACAAUCGAACACCAUUAGUAGCAGCGCUUAUUAUUAAUCAAGGACAAGUUGUGAUUGAACUUGUGCUGUUACAUCACUGAUCGUUCCCACUGGCUAUAACUGUACAGUAGUCAGUAGGGAGUCCAGCUGCUACAAGAAUCAUCAGCUUGAAGCUGCCAUCUUCCUUAAUUGUUUUGCUUUUUGUGAGACUUAAAUUUUUUAUUUUGACUUCUGAGAAAAAAUUGAAAGCGUCUUUUGGUUUACUAUCCCUUUUCAUUCUGGACAAGGUCCUAAUUAAAAAUAAGGUGUUCCUGCUAAUGAUCAUUAUUUUCUGCACUUUUGGCCAAACAAACUAUUUUAUUUUUUUAACUUUCUUAAUUGUGCGCAAUUAUUUGAAAUCCGUGUCUGUCGCUAUACAAUAAUCGCUUGUAGAAAAUAACUUACACAUGUAAUAUGUUUACAAGAGAUUGAUUUUUAAUUGAGGAGAUGAUUGUUGAUGGGACACUGGAAUAGGACGUCAUAUUUGUGGACUUUGUUUUCACUGGUUCACUUUCACUAUUGUGUAAAUGUCUUUUUAUAUUCAUUAAAACAAAGUAUAGUCACUCAGUUA